AUAUUCCUCCUCUUUUUUCCUCUUCCCUACAGGUUACAUUAGAGAUCUGCAUCUACUGCAGAUGUUCUCAGGUACUUCUCAUAAUAAUUUAUGUGAAAUUGUGCUUUUCUCACCGGAAGCAAUUCACACUCAGAUUGCAGAAAAGUUCAAACAUGUUUAACCUAAUUAAGAAAGACAAGGAGAAGGAAAAGGACUUGGGCAGGAAGGAGAAGAAAGACAAGAAAGAGAAGAAAGAGCGUAUGUCCCAGGCAGAGUUAAAGAGCCUGGAAGAGAUGAGCAUACGUAGAGGCUUUUUCCAGCUCAAUCGGGGGAGCUCUAAGAGAGACUCCAGGAGCAGGUUGGAGAUCUCUAGUCCUAUCCCAAUUAAGGUGGCUAGCAGCAUGGAGCUCAGCCUGACAGAAGCUGAACACUUCCCCAACACCCUGGGGCAGGAUAUGGGCCAAAUAUGUGCAAGUAGCUCAGGUGAAAACAUGAAGGGAAAUGAACUGGAACAUCAUCGCAGCUCUGUUAAGGAGAGAGCAGCAAAAUUUGGGGAAUUGGCCAACCUGAAUUCUGUGAUAGGCCCAAGACACGUGUCAUUUUCCCAGAAGAUGAAAGAGGACAAUGCUUCUGAGGUUUCACAUCUUUCCAGGAAGAACUGGAGUACAUCUUCUCUUAAGUCCCACACCAGCCCAAAAUGCAUCAAUGUGGUUCACAUUCCUGAAAUGGUGGAGAAAACCUUCCCUGGUGCAGACCUACAGUUGCCUGUUCUUGUUGCUCCACCUAUACCAGAUCCAAGAGAGCUUGAGCUACAAAGGCGAAACACUGGGGAUUUCGGUUUCUCUUUGCGUAGAACCACCAUGCUAGACAGGCAGCCUGAUGGAGGAGUGUGUCGACAUGUGGUACACUUUGCAGAACCAGGUGCUGGGACCAAAGACAGGGCCCUGGGCCUGGUGCCAGGAGACAGGCUGGUGGAAAUCAAUGGCAUCAAUGUGCAGAACAAGAACAGAGAUGAGAUCGUGGAGAUGAUCCGUCAGUCUGGCGAGACUGUCCGGUUAAAAGUGCAGACAAUUUUGGAGCUGAGUGAGCUGAACCGCAGCUGGCUGAGGACCACCCAAGGCCUGCACAAAGCAGGGUUUGAUGGAAAGACUGAGGAGCAGAUAACAGCAGAGAGAGCCUGGUAUAACACAGAAAAAGUAUGGCUUGUCCACAAGGAUGGAUUUUCCCUGGCAACCCUCCUGAAGACAGAGGCAGGCAGUCUGCCAGAGGGAAAGGUGAAAAUCCGCCUGGAGAGUGAUGGAUCAUUAUUGGAUGUGGAUGAAGAUGAUGUAGAGAAGGCAAACCCACCGAUGUUUGACCGAGUGGAGGACCUUGCCUCUCUGCAGUAUUUGAAUGAGUCGAGCGUGAUGCACUCCCUGAGGCAGCGUUAUGGUGGUAACCUGGUGCACACCCACGCUGGGCCCAACAUGGUAGUCAUUAACCCCAUUAGCGCCCCCUCGAUGUACUCCGAGAAGGUGAUGCAAAUGUUCAAAGGCUGCAGGAGGGAGGACACUGCCCCUCAUAUUUACAGUGUGGCCCAAGCUGCCUAUAGGAACCUCCUGACCACUCGUCAGGAUCAGUCCAUUGUCUUGCUGGGCAAGAGUGGGAGUGGCAAGACGACCAACUGUCAGCACAUCAUUCAGUACCUGCUCACCAUUGCUGGUAGCACCAACAAAACCUUCUCCACAGAGAAAUGGCAGGCAGUUUACACAGUUUUAGAGGCAUUUGGGAACGCUUCUACCUGUAUGAAUGGGAAUGCUAGUCGCUUCUCCCAUGUUGUUUCCUUGGACUUUGACCAGGCGGGCCUGGUGACUUCAGCCUCUAUCCAGACCAUGCUUCUAGAGAAGAUGAGGGUGACAAGGAGACCAGAAGGAGAGUCCACUUAUAAUGUCUUUUACUACCUGAUGGCCGGAGUAGACAGCUCCCUCAGGACUGAGCUGCACCUCAACCACUUUGCUGAAAACAAUGCAUUCAGAAUCAUGCCUCAGACUAAGAGUGAGGACAAGCAGCGGGCCUCCCAGCAGUUUUCCAAGCUGCAAGCAGCCAUGAAGGUUCUGGGGAUCAGUGGUGAUGAGCAGAGGGCCUUCUGGCUCGUCCUCGGGGCCAUCUACCAUCUUGGGGCUGCAGGUGCUACCAAGGCUGGCAGGAAACAAUUUGCACGUCAUGAGUGGGCCCAGAAGGCAGCCUACCUGCUGGGCUGUUCCCUGGAGGAGCUCUCCUCCUCCAUCUUCAAGCACCAGGCCAAGGGCACCCUGCCCAGAACCAGCUCCAUUCGCCAGGCUUCUGACGAAAAUGGCACAGCAGAUGCAGGAUCCAGGGCUACAGCCAUGGAGUGUUUAGAGGCCAUGGCAUCUGGGCUUUACUCUGAACUCUUCACAAUCCUUAUUUCUUUAAUAAACCGGGCCUUGAAAUCCAUCCAGCAUUCCCUGUGCUCUCUGCUCAUUGUGGACACACCAGGCUUUCAAAACCCCAGGCUGGUUAGGCGUGAGUGCAGCGCAACCUUUGAGGACCUAUGCCACAACUACACCCAAGAACGUCUGCAUGCCCUCUUCUAUCAGCGGACCUUCGUUCAGGAGUUGGAGAGAUACAAAGAGGAGAACAUAGAGCUUGCUUUAGAUGACACAGAGCCCAGCACAUCUCUGUCUGUUGCAGUGGUAGACCAAGCCUCCAGCCAAGCACUGGUACGGACAGUGCGAACAGACGAGGCACGUGGCCUGCUGUGGUUGAUGGAAGAGGAGGCCCUGCAGCCUGGGGGAUCAGAGGAAACCCUGUUGGGACGUCUGUUUAGCUACUAUGGACCUGCUGAGGGCGAGAGCAAAGGUCACACUUUCCUCUUGAAGAGUGAAAAGGAAAAUCAUUUCCUGCUGGGCCACAGUCAUGGAACUGACUGGGUGGAGUACAAUGCCUGUGGGUGGCUGAACUAUGCCAAGCAAAAUCCUGCCUCCAUCAAUGCUAUGAGCCUCCUGCAGGACUCCCAGAAAAAGAUCAUCAGCUCAUUGUUCAUGAGCCGAGUGGGUGGAGCCACUGUUCUGUCAGGUUCCAUUGCAGGCCUUGAAGGUGUUUCCCAGCUGUCCUUGCGACGGGCCACUAGCAUGAGGAAGACCUUCACCACAGGGGUGGCUGCUAUCAAGAAGAAGUCCUUGUGCAUCCAGAUAAAGCUUCAAGUGGAUGCUCUCCUUGAUGUGGUGCGGAGGUCCAGGAUUCACUUUGUUCACUGCAUGUUGCCCAAGGCAGAUGCCCUUAAGGCUCUGAGUGGAUCCCUGUUCAAAGGAGGAGAAUGUGAGGCUCAAGGGGAGCCAGGAGAUCCCAGCUUAAUGCAGCUGGAUGUAGCCCUGCUCCGCGCUCAGCUGCGUGGCUCCAAGCUGCUAGAUGCUCUUCGGAUCUACAGGCAAGGUUACCCGGAUCACAUGGUGUUCUCUGAGUUCCGGCGACGCUUUGAUGUGCUGGCACCGCACCUCACCAAGAAGCACGGGAGGAAUUACAUUGUGAAGGACGAGAAGAGAGCUGUGGAGGAGCUAUUGGAGUCCCUGGAUUUGGAGAAGAGCAGCUACCACAUGGGUGUGAGUAGGUUGUUCUUCAGAGCUGGCACCUUGGCUAAGCUGGAGGAACAGAGGGAUGAACAGACCAAACGAAAUCUAUCCCUGUUCCAAGCUUCCUGUAGGGGCUACCUGGCACGGCAAGCCUUCAAGAAGAGAAAGAUUCAGGAUCUAGCAAUCCGUUGCAUCCAGAAAAACAUCAAGAAGAACCGCGGUGUGAAGGGCUGGCCAUGGUGGAAGCUCUUCACCACAGUCCAGCCCCUCAUUAAGGUCCAGCUCACUGAGGAGCAGAUGCGAAGCAAAGACGAGGAAAUACAGCAGCAGAAACUGAAGCUUGAGAAGGUGGAGAAAGAGCGAAAUGAGCUAAGACUGAACACGGAUGGACUGGAGAGCAGGAUUGCAGACUUGUUGGCAGAACUAGCUGAUGAGAGAAGCACUAGUGAGUCAGCAUCCCAGUUGCUGGAAACCGAAACAUCAGAGAGACUCCGCCUGGAGAAGGACUUGAAGGAUUUACAGGCUAAGUUUGAUGCCAUGAAGAAGCAGUUAGAAUCACAGGAAAUGGAGGUGAUGGAAGCUCGGCUCAUGAAAACAUCAGAGCUCAACGGGGAGAUGGACGAUGAUGAAGAUGAUGCUGGAGGUGAGUGGCGGAUAAAAUACAAUCGAGCCAUUCGUGAAAUGGACUUCACCAAAAAGAAACUCCAGCAAGAGUUUGACGACAAACUGGAGACGGAGCAGCAGGGCAAAAGACAUCUUGAGCGAAAGCUGGCUGAUUUGCAGACAGAUAAUGAGGAUAUGCAGCGCUCUGUUCAGCAGCUGAAGAAAAAGUGCCAGAAACUGACAGCAGAGCUGCAAGACACCAAACUACACCUGGAGGGCCUACAGAGCCGCAACCAUGAUCUGGAGAAGAAACAGAGGAAAUUUGACUUGGAACAGAACCAGGCUCAGGCUGAGGUACAAAGAGAAAGGAGCCAGAGGGAGAAGCUGGUUCGAGAGAAAGACUUAUUGACUGGUGAGAUGUUUAACCUCCGCCAGCAGCGGCAGGACAAGGACAUUGAAUUGUGCGCUGCAAAUAUGAAGGUGCAGCAGCUGGAGGCAGAGCUACAGGAUCUGUCCUCCCAGGAGUCUAAGGAUGAAGCCUCACUGGCCAAGGUCAAGAAGCAGCUUCGCGACCUGGAAGUCAAGGUGAAAGACCAGGAGGAGGAAUUGGACGAACAGGCAGGAACCAUCCAGAUGCUGGAGCAGGCCAAGUUGCGGCUUGAGAUGGAGAUGGAGAGGCAGAGGCAGACCCACUCUAAAGAGAUUGAGAGUAAGGAUGAAGAGGUCGACGAGAUCAGGCGUUCCUGUAGUAAAAAGCUGAAACAGAUGGAAGUGCAGCUGGAGGAGGAGUAUGAAGACAAGCAGAAAGUGCUGCGUGACAGGAGAGAGCUGGAGUCCAAACUGCUGAACACCCAGGACCAGGUGAGUCAAAGGGAUGUGGAGACAGAGAAGAGGCUGAAGAAAGAUCUGAAGAGAACCAAAGUCCUUCUGGCUGAUGCACAGAUUAUGCUGGACCAUCUGAAGAGUAACGCCCCCAGCAAGAGGGAGAUCGCCCAGCUCAAAAAUCAACUGGAGGAAUCAGAGUUCACUUGCGCAGCUGCAGUGAAGGUUCGAAAGAGCAUGGAGAUUGAAAUAGAGGACUUACAUAUCCAAAUGGAGGAUGUGGUUAAGACUAAGAUGUCGUUGGAGGAGCAGGUCAGCCGUCUGCAGAGAGAGAAGAAUGACCUGCAGUCUCGUAUGGAGGAGGAUCAGGAGGACAUGAAUGAGCUUAUGAAGAAACACAAAGCUGCAGUUUCCCAGUCUGCCAGGGACUUGAGCCAGAUCAGUGACCUGCAGGCCCAGCUGGAAGAGGCCACAAAGGAGAAGCAGGAGAUCCAAGAAAAGCUCCAUUCGCUGCAGAAUCAGCUAGAGUUCCAAGAACAGUCCAUGGUGGAAAAGUCUCUUGUGUGCCGUCAGGAGGCCAAGAUCCGUGAGAUAGAGACCAAACUGGAGUAUGAAAGGACACAAAUCAAGCGCUUGGAGAGCCUGGUGGGUCGUCUGAAGGAAAACCUUGAAAAGAUGACAGAGGAGAGAAACCAACGCAUUGCUGCAGAAAACAGGGAGAAGGAACAGAAUAAGCGAAUGCAGAGGCAGAUAAGGGACAUGAAAGAAGAAAUGGCCGAGCUAUCCAAGAAGGAGGCCGAGGCGAGCCGCAAGAAGCACGAGUUGGAAAUGGACAUUGAGAGCUUAGAGGCGGCAAAUCAGAGCUUACAAGUGGACCUUAAGCUGGCCUUCAAGAGGAUAGGUGACCUGCAGGCUGCCAUAGAGGACGAGAUUGAGAGUGAUGACAAUGACGACUUAAUCAACAGUUUGCAAGACAUGGUGACAAAAUAUCAGAAAAGAAAGAACAAAACUGGGGAUGAGACAGAAACAGAUUCAGAGGUGGAGGAUCGUGUGGAUGGAGUAAAAUCUUGGCUCUCAAAGAACAAAGGCUCCACCAAAACCCUGUCAGAUGAGGGAAGUCUGAAAAGCACCAGAUAUUCUGCAAAUGCAGAAGCCAAAGAGGCAAAAGAAGGUAAGGAGAAGAUGAAUGAUGGAAGUAAAGAUGGCAAUGAGGUAGAGCAGAACAGAUCAGUGUCUGUUAUGAGCUCCCUAAGCUACAGGAAACGUUCCAACCUGAAAGACUCCAUAGGUGGGAGAGGUGAUGAGAACUCCUUGUUUAGCACUCUCAAAGAACAGCCUGACACACCAGACCAUGCCUCAAUUCGCAAAGCCAAGUUUAAGUCUGGAGACCUCCAGGAGGAUUGGAAGAAGACCCAGGAACAGGAAGACUUGGAUGACAAAGGCUCUGUCAUCUCCCUGGCCUAUUCUGAAGCCACCAGCAGAGCCAGGAAGGGAUUGGAGUCCCGCUGGACUUCCCGUAGCAGUCCUGAAUUUGAUAAGGACUCUAUGGUGUCCUCUGUAGCCCCAAGCAGGAUGUCCACCAGACGGGGCAUGUUGGACAUGGAUGAUGACAAUAAGUCGACUAUCAGCAGCGUGAGCCACUCCAGCCCACGAUCAUUGCAUCGUAGCACCUCUUGGAAAGAUGACAGACGCAGCAGCUCACGCCUGUCCCUCGCUCGUAGCUGUGGUCUCAGUGAAUUCGGCCUGCAUGCAGAUGAUGACAAUGUUGAUGAUGACAAGAGUAUGGCUUUUAGUGAAGCUGGAACUUCAUCUUAUAGUCCCCGUUCCCUUAGUCGCAGCUUUUCUACCCCAGCCCAACCACGCUCCUCGGAUAGCAAUCUGCCAGAUUCUUCUGACAUUAAGUCAGUCUCCCACCGCAACUACUUGGACCCUGACUUAGAGGCUGCAAUCAAUGAGGUGUUGAGCUUCAAACCCAUUAAGUUCAAGCGCAGCAAACUUGAUGAGUCUAGUGGUGAAGAAGAAAGUGAGAAGAAGGGGCCAGGAAGCGAAGACAGUAGGAAGAAGGGAGAAGAUGAGGGGCUUGGCUGCAGCACAUCCAGCCUGCUUCGGUCUGCAUCAGGUUCUGCCCUGGACUAUGGCAAUCGGCCAUCCAGCACCCUGAGCAGCAGCAGCUGCCGCAGUCGUAAAGAUAAAAAAAGUAAAGUCUCUUUGUCCAACGACUCCUCUUCAGACGAUCAUCAUAGCAGAAAGAGCUCAAGGGGUAGGAAGGGCAAGAAGUCCAAGAAGAAAUCUAAAAAGAAGCAAAGUGAGUCAGAGUCAGAGUCAGCGUCUGAUUCUUCUUCCUCGUCAAAAUCGUCUGAGUCCUCUUCGUCUGAUUCAACCAUCUCUUACCGCAGUUCUAGCAGGGUUAAAAGGUGCUUGAAACAGCCAUCUGAUGAUGAGAAGGAUCCUGCAGGUCAUGGACCAGCUAGCAAGAAGGAAACGAAGAAGAAGCAGAAGAAGAUGGAUAGCUUGGUGAUGAAGUACCUCUACAGGCCUGACAGUGACUGAUACCAACAGUGGAAGCCCUCCUGCGAGCCGGAGACACCUGGGCAGAUCUGAUGAGGAGGAUGAGGCAGAGAGAGACUCCAGCAGGCAGUCACUGAGGCAGAGCGACAGCGAAGGCACUUUGGCAGAGAGCUCAUCGUAACCCAAACUCAG
This is a messenger RNA of Scatophagus argus, 7673 nucleotides long. RefSeq names its product myosin XVIIIAa (gene myo18aa). Bases 153 to 7523 code for a protein of 2456 amino acids. Gene Ontology annotation, molecular function: cytoskeletal motor activity; protein binding; ATP binding. Gene Ontology annotation, cellular component: myosin complex. The record is from RefSeq and is a predicted model, not a curated record. NCBI's taxonomy places the organism in Eukaryota, Metazoa, Chordata, Actinopteri, Scatophagidae. The transcript is spliced from 41 exons.